Messenger RNA from Didymella exigua CBS 183.55, 1779 nucleotides. RefSeq names its product GMC oxidoreductase. The record is from RefSeq and is a predicted model, not a curated record. The transcript is spliced from 7 exons. Gene Ontology annotation, molecular function: oxidoreductase activity, acting on CH-OH group of donors; flavin adenine dinucleotide binding. Lineage: Eukaryota; Fungi; Ascomycota; Dothideomycetes; Pleosporales; Didymellaceae. The coding region runs from base 1 to 1779 and encodes 592 amino acids.
AUGUCGCUCGAACGUGUCGAUUCCGUUGACCCGACAGAGGUCUACGACUACAUCAUCUGCGGAGGUGGAACAUCAGGCUGUGUGAUUGCGGGACGCCUCGCCGAGGACGUCGAUGCUAAGAUCCUCGUUCUCGAGGCCGGGCCUGACAAUGCGGAUCUCGAGAAUGUGCACAUGGCAGGCGGAUGGAGUAAGAACUUCGACAGCGAGACAGACUGGAAUAUCGUCACCGAGCCGAUGAACAGCGUCAACGACAGGCAGGUCAAAGUCAGCCGUGGUCGGUUCCUUGGCGGAUCAAGUGGCGUCAAUGGAACGUUGUGCAUUCGCGGCACCAAGCAAGAUUAUGAUGACUGGGACAUGGAGGAGUGGACUGGCGACAAGAUGUUCGGGUACAUGGCGAAGGCGGAAACCAUGCACGAGAAAGACUGGCACAAGGCAGACAUGUCGGUACACGGAACCUCUGGCCCUCUACACAUCGAGCCGCACGACCUUGCGCCGAUCUCGGAACGCGUCAAGGAAAGCAUGAUAGACGUCGGACUUGCUUACCAUCCAGAUAUGUUCUCGACUGGUGAGACACCUCACGGAUGCGGUGACGUGCCGCGCACAGUGCAUCAGGGCAUCCGCACCACGGCAGCCGACUUCAUCACCAACAGCAACAAGAGGGCGAACAUCACCAUCAAGACCGAAGUCGUCGUCGACAAGAUCCUCUUCUCCGAUGACUCGGGCGAACUCACCGCGACAGGCGUAGCCACCAUCUCCAAAGCCGGCAAGAAGAUCGAGUACCACGCCAAACAGGAAGUAAUCGUCACAGCAGGCGCAUACUGCAGCCCAACGAUCCUGAUGCGAUCCGGCCUCGGGCCCGCAGAAGAGCUAAAGAAGCACGGCAUCGAGUGCAAAGUCGACCUGCCCGGCGUGGGCAAGAACCUGCAAGACCACUGCCUCGUCUUCAUCUUCUACGAAGUCUCGGAGCCAAACCUGACAAACGACUACCUCGCCUACCACGACGACGCAAUGGCAUCCACAUACCAGCUCUACAAAGAGAAGAAAUCCGGCCUACUAAGCACAUUUCCUUUCGGCAUAUUCGGCUACGCACGCCUAGACACGCGACUGCAGGACUCGCAGCUCUGGCGCGACGCCGCGCGCUCCGAAGGGCGAGACCCCAUGGGUCUGCUGCCCAACCAGCCGCACAUGGAGUUGUGGAACACGGAGCUGUACGGCGGGCCGAAGCAGUACGAUGACUUCCCCAUCGACGGGAAGCAUACGUUCGCCAUGUGCAACUUGCUGUUCAACGCGCGCAGCCGCGGCACCGUCACGCUCGCGAGCGCCGACCCAACUGCGAAUCCCAUCGUGGAUCAUAAUUACCUCGCGGACCCACUGGACUUGCUCGUUAUGACCGAGGCGUGUGCGUUUGCGAAUGAGAUGGUUGUGAAUGGUAAGGGCACGAAGGGCGUGGUGAAGGGCAGUUGGCCUGCGGGGUUGACGCAUCAUCGGAACGCGACGAGGGAGGAUUGGAUUCCUCAUGUCAAGCAGCAUGCUACGACCUGCUACCACCCCAGCAGCACGUGCGCCAUGGGCCCAUCGUCAGAUCCUAACGCGGUGCUUGACUCGCGGCUAAGGGUCCGCGGUGUGCGCAGCCUGCGCGUCGCGGAUGUGUCGUCCAUCCCGCGCGUGAAUAACGGACACACGCAGAUGGUCGCGUACGGCGUGGGUGAGGGCGCGGCGGAGAUGAUCAAGCAGGACGCUCUCGGGCAGCGGGUGCGGUUCUUGAAGGUGAAUGCGUAG